Molecule: messenger RNA, 2983 nt
Organism: Musa acuminata subsp. malaccensis (wild Malaysian banana)
Lineage: Eukaryota; Viridiplantae; Streptophyta; Magnoliopsida; Zingiberales; Musaceae
Product: chaperone protein ClpB1
Biological process (GO): cellular response to heat
Cellular component (GO): cytoplasm
Molecular function (GO): ATP hydrolysis activity; ATP binding
Source: RefSeq, a predicted model, not a curated record
CAUUACCAGAGGUGCUGGCCGUCUGGUAAGCCCAACCCUCAAAUCUGGUUUUUUCUGUAUCCACAUAUUAAAGAAAGCGAUCCGCCAUGAACCCCGACAAAUUCACGCACAAGACGAACGAGGCGCUGGUCGCGGCCCACGAGCUUGCCCUUGACUCCGGGCACGCCCAGAUCACGCCGCUCCACCUUGCCUCCGCCCUCGCCGCCGAUCCUAAUGGCCUCCUCCGCCAGGCCCUCGUCAACGCCUCCGGUGGCGCCGGCGACGCCGCAGCCCAGUCCUUCGAUCGGACCGUCGGCGUCGCCCUCAAGAAGCUCCCCUCCCAGUCCCCACCUCCCGACGAGGUUCCCGCUGCCACCUCUCUCAUCAAGGUCAUCCGCCGUGCGCAGUCCUCCCAGAAGUCGCGCGGCGACUCCCACCUCGCCGUCGACCAACUCAUCCUCGGUCUCCUGGAGGACCCUCAGAUUGCCGAGUGCCUCAAGGAGGCCGGCGUCAGCGCCGCUCGAGUCCGCGCCGAGAUCGAGAAGCUCCGGGGAAAGGAGGGCAAGAAGGUAGAAAGCGCGUCCGGGGACACCAACUUCCAGGCCCUCAAGACCUAUGGCCGCGACCUGGUCGAGGUCGCUGGGAAGCUCGACCCCGUCAUUGGCCGCGACGAGGAGAUCCGCCGCGUCAUACGCGUCCUCUCCAGGAGGACCAAGAACAACCCGGUCCUCAUCGGCGAGCCCGGCGUCGGCAAGACGGCCGUCGUCGAGGGCCUCGCGCAGCGGAUCGUGCGCGGCGACGUUCCCAGCAAUUUGCUGGAUGUCCGCCUCGUGGCGCUCGACAUGGGUGCACUCAUCGCCGGGGCCAAGUACCGUGGCGAGUUCGAGGAGCGCCUCAAGGCUGUGCUUAAGGAGGUGGAGGAGGCCGAUGGCAAGGUCAUCCUCUUCAUCGAUGAAAUCCACCUCGUUCUUGGCGCAGGACGCACCGAGGGCUCCAUGGACGCUGCCAACCUCCUCAAGCCGAUGCUUGCGAGAGGGCAGUUGCGGUGCAUUGGAGCAACGACGUUGGAGGAGUACAGGAAGUACGUCGAGAAAGAUGCCGCCUUUGAGCGGCGGUUCCAGCAGGUAUACGUGGCAGAGCCCAGCAUUGCUGACACCAUAAGCAUCCUUCGGGGACUCAAGGAGAAGUAUGAAGGACAUCAUGGUGUUCGAAUCCAGGACCGUGCUCUUGUGGUCGCUGCUCAGCUCUCAAGCCGCUAUAUUACCGGCCGUCACCUUCCUGACAAGGCAAUUGACUUGGUUGAUGAGGCUUGUGCAAAUGUAAGGGUACAGCUUGAUAGUCAGCCAGAGGAGAUUGAUAACCUGGAGAGGAAAAGGAUUCAGUUGGAAGUGGAAUUGCAUGCUCUUGAGAAGGAGAAGGACAAAGCUAGUAAAGCAAGGCUUAUUGAGGUUAGGAAGGAAUUGGAUGAUUUAAGGGAUAAGCUGCAACCACUGAUGAUGAAGUACAGGAAGGAGAAGGAGGGAAUUGAUGAGAUUCGCAGGUUGAAGCAGCGCCGUGAAGAGCUAAUGUUUACUCUAAAGGAGGCUGAGCGGAGGAUGGAUCUGGCUCGUGUUGCUGAUCUCAAGUAUGGUGCCUUGCAAGAAAUAGAUGCUUCUAUUGCAACGCUUGAGGGGGGUACCAAUGAGAACUUGAUGUUGACAGAGACUGUUGGGCCCGAGCACAUUGCAGAGGUUGUGAGCCGGUGGACAGGAAUUCCAGUGACAAGGCUCGGUCAGAAUGAGAAAGACAGGUUAAUUGGCCUUGCUGAGAGGUUACACAAGAGAGUUGUUGGCCAGAAUCAAGCAGUUGAUGCAGUAGCAGAUGCAGUGCUUCGGUCUAGAGCCGGUCUAGGUCGGCCUCUGCAGCCAACUGGCUCAUUCCUCUUUUUGGGUCCGACUGGUGUUGGUAAAACAGAACUUGCCAAAGCACUUGCAGAGCAACUAUUUGAUGAUGAGAAUCUUCUCAUCCGCAUUGACAUGUCAGAGUACAUGGAGCAGCAUUCAGUGGCACGCCUAAUUGGCGCUCCACCAGGGUAUGUGGGGCACGAGGAAGGUGGACAACUCACCGAGGCAGUGAGGCGGAGGCCAUACAGUGUCAUCCUCUUUGAUGAAGUAGAGAAGGCUCAUGUUGCCGUCUUCAAUACGCUCCUUCAAGUUCUUGAUGAUGGCAGAUUAACUGAUGGCCAAGGGAGGACUGUCGACUUCACGAACACUGUCAUUAUCAUGACUUCUAAUCUUGGCGCUGAGCACCUCCUUGCUGGAAUGGCAGGGGAAUCUUCGAUGAAGAUUGCUCGUGAACAAGUUCUGCUAGAAGUGAGAAGGCAUUUUAGGCCUGAGAUGCUUAACCGACUAGAUGAGAUAGUAGUCUUCGAUCCAUUGUCACAUGAUCAGCUCAGAAAGGUGGCCAGGCUCCAAAUGAAGGAUGUUGCGCUCCGCCUUGCUCAGAGGGGCAUUGCUUUGGCUGUGACAGAUGCUGCUUUGGACAUAGUCUUAUCUGAAUCCUAUGAUCCUGUGUAUGGUGCAAGACCAAUCAGGAGAUGGUUGGAGAAGAAGGUUGUGACCCACCUAUCCAGGAUGCUCAUACAGGGUGAGAUUGAUGAGAACACCACUGUAUACAUUGAUGCAGCCCUUGGGAGGAACGAGCUAUCAUAUAGGGUUGAGAGGAAUGGGGGGCUUGUUGAUGCGGCCACAGGGCGGAAGUCUGAUAUCCUUAUUGAGAUUGCCAAUGGUGCAGCCAAAACUGAUGCUGCUCAGGCUGUUAAAAAAUUGAAGGUAUUGUGUAAUGAGACUGACAAUGAUGUGGAUGAAGAGUUGGAAUGAGUAGUUGUUGGAUGCCAAGGAAUGGUCUUUUCCGGAGGCCAAAAUAAAUGGAAUAUUGUUUUAGUUGCUUUUUUCUUUUUUGCCAAGUUGGGGUUUAUCCACUGUACACUGAAAAUAUAAUAAGAAUGCCAUCUUAUGUGUUGUAC